This is a messenger RNA of Acanthosepion pharaonis, 1014 nucleotides long. NCBI's taxonomy places the organism in Eukaryota, Metazoa, Mollusca, Cephalopoda, Sepiida, Sepiidae. The record is from the annotation of a GenBank genome assembly.
AUGUGUAGCCACGCAAAUUUUUUCAGUCACAUACGUAAAUAUCUCUCUUUUACUCUCUCUGUUUCUCUUUCUCUCUAUCUAUUUCUCUCUAUCUCUUUCUUUCGCUUUUUCUCUCUUUCUUUCUUUCGCUUCCUCCCUUUUUCUUUCUUUCGUUUCCGCCCUCUCUCUCCCUUUCUUUUUUGUUUCUCUCACUUUCUCUUUCACUUUAUGUCUCUCUUUCUUUCUUUCUUUCUUUCUUUCUUUCUUUCUUUCUUUCUUUCUUUCUCUUUCUCUCUUUCAUUCUCGCUUUAUUUCUUUCUCCCUCUAUUUAUUUCUUUCUCUCGCCUUACUUCUUUCUCUCACUUUAUUUCUCUCUUUCUCUCUCUUUCUCCCUUUAUCUUUCUUUCUCUCUUUAUUUAUUUCUCUUUACUCUUUUUUCUCUCUCUCUUUAUUUCUUUCAAUUCACUUUAUUUUUCUCUCUCUUUAUUUAUUUCUCGUUGCAUUUCUUUUUCUCUCUCUUUAUUUCUUCCUCUUUCUUUCUCUCUCUCUCUCUCUCUCUCUCAGCAAUUCAUUAGAAAUUGGGAAAUUACACGCUUUGUAGUCAAUCACUGCAUUCGUCUGACUGUAAACUCUCUCUCAAACUCUCUCUCUCUCUCUCUCUCUCUCUCAUAUGGACGCAUUAUAUUUGUAUUAAUACUACUAUUCUUUUAUUCCUCCUCCUGUUCCUCCUUCUAUUCCUCUUUCUUCUUCUUCCUCUAUUCAUCUUCCUUCUUCUUCCUCUAUUCAUCUUCCUUCUUCUUCCUCAAUUCAUCUUCCUUCUUCUUCCUCUGUUUCUUUCUAUCCUUCCUCCUCUGUUCCUCUUUCUUCUUCUUCUUCUUCCUGUAUUAUUCUUUCUUCUUCCCCCUCUGUUUCGCUUCUUCUUCCCGCCAUUCUUCUUUUUCUUCUUCAUCUCCUCUUCCUCCCUCUAUUCUCGAAACACACCGAAAAAAAAAAGUUAUGCCUUUCUCUGUAGUGUCGUUUGGUGGAAAAAGCUAA